Microstroma glucosiphilum is the source of this 1785-nucleotide messenger RNA. RefSeq lists its product as hypothetical. The coding region runs from base 100 to 1605 and encodes 501 amino acids. NCBI's taxonomy places the organism in Eukaryota, Fungi, Basidiomycota, Exobasidiomycetes, Microstromatales, Microstromataceae. Gene Ontology annotation, molecular function: chromatin binding; RNA polymerase II complex binding. Gene Ontology annotation, cellular component: Cdc73/Paf1 complex. The record is from RefSeq and is a predicted model, not a curated record. Gene Ontology annotation, biological process: transcription elongation by RNA polymerase II. The transcript is spliced from 3 exons.
CCUUCCCGGAGACUCAUAGCACCACCCUACCACCAUUGCCUUGACUUCGCGAUUGAUUGAAUUCAGCUUCAACAUCGACAGUCACCCGAGCACUACGCGAUGUCGUCUUCCAGGAAGAGGACCGACCUCAUUGAGAGGAUACGGUAUCCCAACCCCCUUCCUCUUCCCCCUUACCCUCCUAAGCUCCUCAGCAUCGAUACACCCGCAGAGAGGUAUGCAGAUCCAACAUGGUCGUCGCGUCUGGCAGACUCGGUUCCCUUCCCGCUGGUGGUAGACGGAGAAGGAGGCAUGCCCCUCGACAUCAAUGCUUUCCCGGAGCUCUGGGCGACCGAUGCCCAAGGCAGACCGAUAGAUGGCGCGCCUCCUCCUCUCGAUGCGUCGCAGAUUCAUUCAGAGGACGCUUGGCUCCUCAACCCUUCCCUCGCUACUGCCCCCGCUCCUCCGCUGAUAACACCGGCCUACCUCCAGAACCAGCAUGCCAAUGGCGCUAGCGGAACCGCGACUCCCCCAGUAGAGGCGCUGGGAGCCAAGGAUGUAGGAUGGCUCAGAAGGACAGAAUACCUUGGAGCAGAUCGAAAGGCAAAGGCAGAAGCAGCUGUCCGAUCCGCUCGUCAGCAAGACAGGUCUGGCGUAGAUGUCUCUCCUUCGGCAGAGGCAACCCGUAUCGAGGCUUCCUUUGCAGCUGCUGAAGUCCCGUUGGAGAAGCUACAACACCCCACAAAGAAGGAUCUGAAACCCGUGGAAAGCUUUGAGCUUCUGCCUGACUUCGAUACAUGGGCAACUCAAUACCACGUUCUCAAGUUCAGCGAUGCACCGGGUAGACACGAAGAAUCUCGCCAGGUCAUCGACCCUCGACUCCAUCUAUCGCUCCUGCGCGCCCGUCCAGACCCCUUCACGAUGCGACCACUGGUCUCCUUCUUCCUCCCCACAACCAUUCCUGCGGAUCUAUCGCCUCAAGAGUUUGACGAGCUCCUCCUUGCCGACCCAGACGCUUUCGACGAAGAAGAUCGUGCCUUCUUCCAAGAUCAGGCCGGGAGCUUGGACGACUCAGUCAGAGAAGCAGCUGUUCUGCGCAGAGAGGAGCGGAGGAGGAGGAGCGGCUGGGCUGCUGAUCUCCCGCAGGAGCCCGAAGAGGUGGAAGGCGAAGAUGAUGAGGUCACGCAGGAGAAGCAGGUCGCCUUCUCUCGUGAGAGGGCAAAGGUAACGACACCGUACAGUCACCAGAGGGACUACGAACCCGAGCGACUAGGUGGCGAAGAGGAAUGGCAGCGCAUCCUCGUCCUCAACUUCAGCGAGGACGAAGCUUCCACUUCUGUACAGCCCAUCGUUGCAAGCGAAAGGCAGCGUGUUCGAGAUGGCUACAAGGAAGGCAGCGCCAAGAAGGCCUACUACCAUCCCAUUACCCAGCGAACCACACUACGCGUCAAGCGCUCUCGUCGACCCGAUGCACACAAUGCCGAUCCAGACUACUGGCAGAGCAUCGCUCUUACGCACCAGGAGCUCUCGGAGCGAGACCAGCUCAAGCGCCUCUACAAGAGGAGAGGAAGUUCCGCGGAGGAGAGCGGUCGAGGAUGGAGAAGAGGACGGGGAGGGCGAGGCAGAUGAAGAUGAGGACGCAGAUGAGUCGGACAGCUUACCUCGACGCGGGCUUGCCAAGCAGCCUGCUGCUGCUGCCACGACUAAUGGCUCACGGCGACCCGCGGGGAUUGCCGCUUCGGAUGAUGAGGACGAGGCCGAGGCGACGCCUGCAGCACCUGCUCCAGCUGCCGCGUCCACCCCUCAACC